AUGGCAAACUUCUCGAUUGAGUGGCUUUCCAGGAGUUAUUAUGAGGAGACUAAGGAUGCUGCGCUCCAUUCAAAGGUCCAUGACAGCUGCGGUUACACAUCGGGGUCUGAGAGCGAGGUGGCAGAUGACAGCGAAGAGGAGGCCACCCAGCAAAGAAGGAUGAGGACUAAGUUCACCUCCGAGCAAAUCAGGAAACUGGAGAGCACCUUCAGCAAGCACAAAUACCUGGGUGCUACACAGAGGAGGAAGUUUGCUGAGAAGCUGAACCUCUCCGAAACUCAGGUGAAAACAUGGUUCCAGAACAGGAGAAUGAAGUUAAAGCGGGAGGUUCAGGACGUACGCCCUGAGUUUCUGUCGGUCCCCGCGGCUCUGCUGCCUCCUCUGCUGUUUCAGCACCACGUCCUGAGCGGACAGCUCCCCUCCGGCAGUGGCUUCUACCCGCAGCUGCAGCCGCUCCACAGGACGGCCCCGCCCGCUCCCCUGCACCCGGUCAUCCUGGCUCCACACUUCUACUGA
Seriola dumerili (greater amberjack) is the source of this 516-nucleotide messenger RNA. RefSeq names its product homeobox protein vent1-like (gene ventx). The transcript has 3 exons. Gene Ontology annotation, molecular function: RNA polymerase II cis-regulatory region sequence-specific DNA binding; DNA-binding transcription factor activity, RNA polymerase II-specific. NCBI's taxonomy places the organism in Eukaryota, Metazoa, Chordata, Actinopteri, Carangiformes, Carangidae. The record is from RefSeq and is a predicted model, not a curated record. Bases 1 to 516 code for a protein of 171 amino acids. Gene Ontology annotation, biological process: regulation of transcription by RNA polymerase II.